AUGGAUUCGACUCAAAAGAAAGAGGUGGCCAUGGAUACCAAUUCAUUGGAAAUCUCUCAUCCACCUGGGUCUCGACGUUCUCGACUUCUCCGGUCGUCGCCUUUCAGUUUCUCGCUACCAACUCUCCUCUGUCUACUUGCUUUCUGUACCUCAACGGUAAAAGGUGCCCGCGUUCAAUUCCGGAAUUGUCUAUCAAGCUCCUACGUCUCGGCGGAGCCCAAACUCCUCCAAUUCGACCCUCUACAAGCUAGGGCUGUCUUUAACACCUCAGGCGAUAACAACCUGAACGUCACUUUUUAUGGCAAUGUUACAGGACGAACUACCGACGCACCUUACCCUGCUCCCGAUGAUCCUUCAUGGGACAAUCCCAACAUCACCUUUGGAAAAAUCCCCGACUUGAGUGAAGCCAACAACAAAUACACCACUCUCUUCGCUCGAUAUAACUUUCUGAGUUAUACGCCCUGGACCGCCCAGCCAACCCGUUUUUGCAACUCGGUCCUCAACGAUGAGUGUCCGCUUGGUCCGGCUUUUUUUGUCAAUUCAACAGAUCUCAGUCGGCUUCCCGCCUUCUCUAUUGCCCACGAUUUAUUCUCAAGCUACGCAUUCGCUUCUCUUCAAGCCACCGUUCAAAUACAAUCUGGAGAUGCGGACGGUGCAUAUCUGGGUUGUAUUUCUGCCACUAUCACUCCAGAUAUUGGUACAACCCUCAAAGGCCUCUUAAGAUAUCUACCCUUGGCAAUCCUGAUCGUGGUGGGCGUUGCAACCAUUUCCGCCGCCGUUUUCAGUCCUUGGGGCUCCAGUGAUAUUUUUAACUGGUCCAGCAAUUUCGGUCGCGACGAAGAUCUUUUGCGUCUCGUUACUCCUGGCUUCGGAGACUGCCUUCAAUACAUUCAAUUCGUCGUCCUGACGGGUAGUCUGAGCCUGAACUAUCCCGGAUUCUACCAGCCUGCAGUCAGUCGUGUGAGCUGGUCAUCUCUCAUGUUCAAUGAAAGCUUCGUCACAGGCGGCAACGGUACCCAGCCAAUCGUCGAUGGCAUAUAUGAGCUUCGCAACAAUUCAAAAUACGGCCUCGACAAUAUGAGUCAAUUUGUCGGCAUGACCUCCGAUCGAGAUCUCUGGGCUGAUAUGAUGAUCUGGCUCGUCGUCAUUGUUGCUGCAGUUGUCGUCUUGUCCCAACUUGGCUUCGCCGGACGCUAUCUCUAUCGCCGAGUUGCGAACGUCGAACCAGAAGAUCUCCGAUCAAAGAACAUUCCUUUCACCAUGGGAAGCAUCAUUCGCGUGGUAUUCAACUUCUUCCUUCUCCCCCUAACAUCAUUGUCCUUUUAUCAACUAGUCAUUGCUGGGCGUGGGCCCAAUUACUCGGUGGCACUAUCUGUAGUGGCACUGGUCAUCGUACUUACUUUCACGGGUCGACUUGUCCUUUUGUUCAUGCGGACAAGACCACGAUCUGUUCUCUUCGACGAUUUGCUCACUCUCUUGGCCUAUGGGCCUUUGUACAACACUUACUGCGACGAUGCUGCCACUUUUGCACUCGUUCCUUUAAUGGUCAACCUCAUGCGCGGUAUUGCAAUUGGUGCUGUUCAACAAUCGGGAAUUGCACAAGUGGUAUUACUCGCCAUCUGUGAGAUUGUUCUCAUUCUUACCAUCAAUGCCUUUAGACCAUUCCCAUCGGCCACAUCCAUGAACAUCUAUCAUACAUGCUUUUCGGUCAUCAGGCUCAUUACCAUUCUUUUGUCAAUCGCAUUCGUACCUUCACUCGGAGUCGCUGAUUCUUCCCGAGGCUGGCUCGGAUAUGCAAUCCUGAUAAUCCAUGCCUGUACUCUGGUUUUUGGCUUUUUUUUAAAUGCCAUUCAGACUCUUGUUGAGGUCAUUGCUCGGCUGGCUGGCGCAGGAGGACGUGAUGAAGAUACCGGUGGUGCUACAAGAGGUGGACUGAACAAGGUCUUUGGUAUGCGACAACUGUCACGGCGUAUGCCACGAAGAGAGCAGACACGCCACAGCAUGUCAUCCAAUGCAGCAAUGCUUUCCGCUAUGGACAAUGAACAGAAACAGUUGCAAAUGGCAAAAACACGAUCUCGAAGUGUGUCUGCAACUUCAGGCGUAUUACUGGAUGGGAACAGAAAUUCGAACAGAAUCAGCUCAAAUCUUGAUAGCCGCACCAUGGGAAAUGUCACCCCUGAUGGUGGAAGCACUAUUGGGAAACGUCUCACACAGAGAUUGAGUGGUACUGGCUCCAUCGGUGCUAUUGUUGGUCUUCAUCACAAACAAACAGAAUCGAAAGAUCCUUACUAUCGACCUCCGCGGAGGAAUACAAUGGAUGCGCUCGGAGCAGGGGACGCCAGACCCAAAAUCCCCCUAAGUGGAGGAGCCAGGGGCAACAACAAUGAAGUGGCCGUAGAGGAUGAUAAUGGAGAGGGUACUUCGACACCCAUACGAGCAGAGAAUGAUGAUUUCGAAGACGCCAUCAGUGAACGUCCUGGCCCCAAGACCGAUUAUGCUGUCAGAGAGGUGGACUUUUAUUAUGGUGUUCGAGGUGCGGCACUUUCAAGUGGAACAAGAAAACUGAAAACUGGCCCGGCUGAUCCCACAGGUCCUGUUUCCACAGCAAGAGGCUGGUUUAAGGGAAUUGUUGGAGGAAAGACCAAGGAGAAAAACAAAGGCUUUGAGGUGGUUCGAAGUGCAAGAGCACCCCCUCCCGGCUUGUUCCCACCAACGCCCAUACCAGAAAAUCAAGAACCAGAACCCUAUCACGACGAAGAGCUACCACCACAAGGUGAGAGUAGCCGACCAGAUCGGACGAGUAUGCGGGUUGCAUCACCCGCUCAACAAAGACAUAGCGUCUAUGAUGAUAUAUCAGUAGAUGACUCCGAUGACGAUGAACGGCCUGUGUCGAGCGUUCCAAAGCAACCACCAUCAUUACCUCUGAUUGACUCGGUUGGCGCAAUAGAACUACCCAGCCGGAUUGGUUCCGAAGCUUCUCGCAAAUCUCGGAGAAGACCUCCACCUGGAGAAAUUCCCGAUGUACCAGCAGUACCAGCCGUUCCGCGGAAGAGUUCACGGAGACAAUCUGGAGGCGAUUCCGGCGAAAGGUCAAAUGUUUCCCGACCGAGAGUUCCCGCAAUGGGGCCUUCAGCAUAUACCCAUCAAAGUCCAUACAAAGGUCAACAAACCCUGAGUGCGAGUCGAAUUCCAUUUUCCAACACUCAAUCACCUGGACGAAACAAGCGCUAUUCAGCUGGAGCAGAGUCGACCAAUUCAAGUGUGCUAAGGGACACAGAUGAGAAUCUUCCAACAAAUCCAUCCCUGACGACACAGUUCCAACAUUCCUCAUCGGCGCUGGGUGUCCAUGGAGCCGAUAUUCGCAAUGAUAGGCCCUCUAACAUGGGAUUUGUUCAACAACAUCGAGCGAGCGAUCAUAUACAUUACAGUCCUGAUUCACCUGAAUUCGAGGGAAGCGCGGCCGAAAUUUACGGGCGGCCUGCGUGGUAA
Messenger RNA from Exophiala bonariae, 3489 nucleotides. RefSeq lists its product as uncharacterized. Gene Ontology annotation, biological process: transmembrane transport. The coding region runs from base 1 to 3489 and encodes 1162 amino acids. Gene Ontology annotation, cellular component: membrane. The transcript has a single exon. NCBI's taxonomy places the organism in Eukaryota, Fungi, Ascomycota, Eurotiomycetes, Chaetothyriales, Herpotrichiellaceae. The record is from RefSeq and is a predicted model, not a curated record.